This is a messenger RNA of Phymastichus coffea, 2000 nucleotides long. RefSeq names its product protein 60A (gene gbb). Gene Ontology annotation, biological process: BMP signaling pathway; SMAD protein signal transduction. Bases 234 to 1508 code for a protein of 424 amino acids. Gene Ontology annotation, molecular function: growth factor activity; cytokine activity. The transcript has a single exon. The record is from RefSeq and is a predicted model, not a curated record. Gene Ontology annotation, cellular component: extracellular region. Lineage: Eukaryota; Metazoa; Arthropoda; Insecta; Hymenoptera; Eulophidae.
CAGCAGCAGCAGCAGCGGCGGCAGCGGCGGUAGCGAUGGCAGCGGCAGCGGCAUCAGCAGCAGCCAGUAGUAGUCGUGUAUCGCUCGCAGACUCCGCAGCAGCUUUCUCGCGAGCGCGAAACGCAGAUGCGGAUGACGCGCCAGCGCUCACCUGUUGUCCUCGGUAACGACUCGGCAGUACUGCGUCGCGGCUAAUCUCCGCGCUGGCUCUUCCCCGACCCGUGGCGAACAGGAUGUACCGCGCGCCGCCGCUACCACCGCCGCCGCCGCCACCGCUGCUGCUGCUGCUGCUGCUGCUGCUCGCCGUCCUGGCGGCGCAGGCGGAGCGCCCAAGCGGCCUCUACGUGGACAACGGCCACGACCAGACGGUGGUGCACCGAGUGGUCAGCAGGCAGGAGAAGCGCGAGGUCGAGCACGAGAUCCUGAACCUGCUCGGGCUGCCCGACCGGCCGCCUGCCAGGCAGCACGCGCCGCAGGUGAAGCGCUCGGCGCCCAGUUUCCUGCUGGACAUCUACUACAAGCAGGCGCUGGACGAGCAGAGCGGCGCCGGCGCCGACUCGCAGUUCGACCUGAGCGGCCAGGACCUGAAGACCAUCGACCAGAGCGACGUGAUCAUGACCUUCGCCGCGCACAACCAGCACGUGCCGGGAGUGCGCCACGAGCGCGGCAAGCGGCUCUGGUUCGACGUGUCCGAGGUGCCGCCCAACGAGCACAUCAUCAACGCCGAGCUGCGGCUCUACCGCAGCAUGGACGGCGCCAAGUCGAGCAAGCUGCGCGGCUCGUUCACGCUCACGGCCUACCGGGUGCUGCGGCUGGAGGACGGCGAGCGCGAGCUGCAGUACGUGGACGCGGUGAACGCCAGCAGCGGCCGCGAGGGCUGGCUGGCCAUCAACGUGACCGAGGCGUUGCAGCGCUGGGUGCAGGACCCGGCGGGCAACCGCGGCCUGUACCUCUCGGUGCACCCGGCCGACCGCCACGUGCACGAGACCAAGCCCGAGGACAUCGGCCUGGUGGGCUUCAAGGGCAGCCUCGAGCGGCAGCCCUUCCUCGUGGGCUUCUUCAAGAGCUCGGGCCUGCGCGAGCGCAAGGUGCGCCAGAAGCGCGAGGCCAAGCGCAAGAAGAAGGUGGACGUGACGAGCCUGGACUACCGCGGCAACCCCUACAGCGACCCGCAGCAGCUGCAGUACAGCACCAAGACCUGCAAGAUCCAGACGCUCUACGUGAGCUUCCGCGACCUGCGCUGGCAGGACUGGAUCAUCGCGCCGGACGGCUACGACGCCUACUACUGCAGCGGCGAGUGCAACUUCCCGCUGAACGCGCACAUGAACGCCACCAACCACGCCAUCGUGCAGACCCUCGUGCACCUGGUCAACCCGGGCAAGGUUCCCAAGCCCUGCUGCGCGCCCACCAAGCUCUCGCCCAUCUCCGUGCUCUACUUCAUGGACGAGAGCAACGUCAUUCUCAAGAAGUACAAGAACAUGGUCGUCAAGAGCUGCGGCUGCCACUAGCGCGGCGCCGCGGGCCCCGAUCGCCGUCGGACGCGCGUUCCGUGCGCUCUGCGCCUUUUCUGCCUUCUCUGCGCUGUCGAUGUGCUUGCGCGCUUGCAGCGGCCUUCCACUCGCACCAUACUUUCCUUUUAAUCCCGGCCGCUCGCUCCGAAUCUUCCCAUCGACACCUAUACGUCACGCGUCUAUUUCAUAUUAUACGCUUUGUAGUUUAAGGUUCAACGGCAAACACUUCGUCGGCCAUUGCCGUUAAACAUUCUCUUUUUACGACAAAAACUCACUCUAUUUUUCUAAGCUUAGGCGUUAAAUAGUUAUCUCAUGACAAUCAAUUGUAUUAUAGUACAUUUUUUUAAUAUUAAAUUAUCGUGUAAAUUUAUUCUGCUACAAGAACCUUACAUUAUAAGACGUUCUAUUAAGCGGCACCAAUUGUAUAUGUAUAAAACAAGAUAAAUACAUAAUAAACUUCAAACCUUCUGUAAAAUAACUUUGUACGUA